Molecule: messenger RNA, 450 nt
Organism: Mesorhabditis spiculigera
Lineage: Eukaryota; Metazoa; Nematoda; Chromadorea; Rhabditida; Rhabditidae
Source: the annotation of a GenBank genome assembly
AUGUCGUGGGCUUUUACUGCAGCCGCCAUAAACAUUGGAACCGCGGCCCUGAUUAUCCUCGCCGACAUUUUCAUCCUUGUCAUGAUCUACAUGCACCGUCGUCGAUUUAAGAUGGAAGCGCUGGACAAGCGAUUCCAGGCGGCCCGUGACGCCGCGCUGUACGCUCGGACACCGGCCUUGGCCAUUGUGAUGAUCGCGAAGCAGGCGGGAAUGACAGAUGAAGAGAUCCUGGCCGAAUACGAACGUGAUUACCGCGAACGACGACAGAUUGUACAGUCGGUGAUGGGGAAAGAGGAUGCAAUGUGCGACUUUUUCCUCAAACGCUACAUGUCUCGUUUCGUGCAGUACGGCUACGCCGAGGAGGGCAUCAUCAUCACCGCGCUCAGGGAGAGGCUUGCCGCGAAGAAAAAGCCCGCCGCCAAGCCCGAGGUCAAGAAGGAAGAAAAGAAA